AAGGAUCUGCGUUCUAAAUUUUGGGCUGCGUACAAAAAAGUGUCUGGUGAAUCCGAUGAUAACAUGUUGGAAAGGUGUAAUGGCAAUAUGGAUAUAAUACUGAUCUUUGCUGGUUUGUUCUCCGCCGCCAAUACUGCCUUCAUAAUUGCAAUGCAACCGAAUCCUCUUGAUACCACCAACGCUCUUUUAGUGCAACUUAUCCAGAUCACACUACAAGGUCCCUCUGCAGCACAGCCAGCGAUCCUUUCAUCUUCCACCAGCUACUAUUCCAACUUUUGGAUACAGGCGGUCUCGUAUAUGAGCCUCUCGCUCAGUCUUCUUGCUGCCUUUGGUGCUGUCCUGGGCAAGCAAUGG
Suillus subalutaceus is the source of this 354-nucleotide messenger RNA. RefSeq lists its product as uncharacterized. Lineage: Eukaryota; Fungi; Basidiomycota; Agaricomycetes; Boletales; Suillaceae. The transcript has 2 exons. The annotation marks the transcript as partial. The record is from RefSeq and is a predicted model, not a curated record.